Molecule: messenger RNA, 2415 nt
Organism: Porites evermanni
Lineage: Eukaryota; Metazoa; Cnidaria; Anthozoa; Scleractinia; Poritidae
Source: the annotation of a GenBank genome assembly
AUGGAUUUAUAUGCCACGACACGCUCAGAAAAGUACUUUAGAGACCCUUUGGAGUUCAAACCAGAGCGCUGGCUAAGAGAAAGUAAAGAGGUUCACCCCUUUUCUCAUCUACAGUUUGGAUUUGGGCCUCGUAUGUGUGUUGGUAAGAAGAGAUAGUAGGGGCUUUAAGAUCCAACGACGCAACGGUAAUGAGAACGUCGCUUAAAAAGUGAAUUUGCGUUCUUUCAGUCUAUAUCGCAAUUAUUCCUACACACUCACUUUGUCAAAUGUAGGCGAACCCUCCUGGAGUUGAAUUCCUAGGCACCAUAUCCAAGUACAGUAAGAGAAAUAAAAUUUCGUCGUUGCUUGUUUACGUCCUCGGUAAAACGCGAAAUUAGGCAUGUUCACGUCGUAGUCGUGCAAAAACGGGUAGAGAAAUUUACAAAAGAGCAUGGUGCACGUGCAAAGUUGUUGUUUUACCUAAUAAAACCUAUUGUUGUUGUUUUUUUUAUGUUCUCGUUACCGUCCGCGUCGUUGGAUCUUAAAGUCCCUAAUAUUCGAUACAUUUUCUAAAAUGUUCCAUAUGUUCUAGUUGUAAGUGAGAGACUAACAUAAUUAUCUUAAGUUCUGAAAAGAGAGCUGAUAUGAAUCUUUAAUCGGUGACAAAUUUAGUAAAGACGCUUCGUCCUAAAGGGCCUUUCUGACCUUUUGCCGACUUCAAAACUGCGGCAAAUGUAGCUUUCCCCUCCCCCCUUAAGUAAUGUUGUGCUGCCGCUGUUUGCGUUGUAAGCAAUAAACACCCAAACUUUGAAUGGGGGAAGGGGGAAGCGGAAGGGGGUGCGGAUUGUUUUGAUCUUCGAAGUACCUUAGGGCCUGUUUACAAGACCCCAGGUAGGUGAGGUAACAUGAGGCGGGUCACCCCACGUAUCAUGUAAACGCGAUCAAAUUAAAAUGAGAGAUUAUAUGGACAGGCGGGUUACCUCACCUACCUGGGGUCCCCCACCUCCAUGUAAACAGGCCCUUAUUUAAGGACAGUGUCUCAACAAUUUUGUCGCCGGUUGUAGGCUUGACUGAUCACUGACUCUUGUUCUAUUACGGUACUAAUACUACUACUACUACUAAUAAUAAUGGAAUUUAUAUAGCGCUUAUACAUCGCUGUUCUAAGCGCUUUACAAUGUAAAAAAGGACAUAAGAAUAUCAUUAAGCACAAGCUUACAUAUAACCCUACUCACGUGUACUCACACGGAAAUAUCAUUAAAUCACCAGCAGGAAUUUUUUUUCUAAGUCACUUUUUCAACUUAGGAGCUUUAAAUUACAAUUACACAAACACCAGUAAAAGAGUUACAAAUAUACGUUACAACUACGAUUAAUACACUCACGAAAAUAAUAUGAGAUCAUUUUGGUUUUUACAGCUCUUUUUCUAUAUGACAAAGAUGAGUAAAAACCAGUCUUGGAAAACUAUCUAUCUGCCCAUUGUGUUUGCUGCGGCGUUUGCUAGGCAAAAAUCGUUUCUUCGUGUCAUCGUAACUAAUCCCUGCCUUGUGGUUUCCUUUCUAGUUAACAGUGUGAUUGUGUUGUUGUUGUUGUUGUUUUUUUUUUUUUACUCUGGGUUGCUUUCGCCCAUGCAGUAAGCCGUGACUUCACUAUUAAAGCGUGGCUCACAUUUCCCUUAGGUCGUCGCGUGGCUGAGUUGGAGAUGUACGUCCUAAUGUGUAAGGUUAGUACUUUUUGAUUUGCAUUUUUUCAAGCCGUUUGCUUAGUUUUUUUUAAAUAUUUACUUAUCCUAUCUCCGACAUCUCGACUUAGCGCGACGCGGGGAAAAUAGAUCAGGUGACUAGUUAUUUAAAAGUUAGAAGUUCGUUACGCAACUUAUACAUUUGCAAAGUGUCACCACCGGUCACACGUCGAAGAUUAUUAGCCGCAUAUGGAAUACAAAUUGUAAGUCUAUUUGCCCGUCAUCGCUUCCACCGAAAUUGACUUGUGUAGUAACCUUUUUUGCAAUAUUAAUUGAAUUUUCAGUUGACUUCUACUACUACAAGUGGAAAAUAAAUUACUCGACAAUCAGUUAGUGGUGAAAUCUUCAACUUAAAGUAGCCCUUCAAUCACAGGAACGAAACCCUUUUUAAGUGUUAACAAUCACCUCCUACCGCAAACAGGGAGACCGUUCUGUAAAGUUUUGUUAACGUCAAAUACACAUAUAAACAAAAAAUGUAUAAGAUGUAAUCAACAACAGCUUAAAACAACAAAUCUUCCUUCUUCUCCUCCCCCUCCUUCUUCGUCCCGUCCUUUUUGGCUUUUCUUACUGUUUAUUUCUCUUUUUUGCAGUUACUACAGAGAUUUCGCUUCGAGUAUCACCAUGAGCCAGUAGAAUUGCGUCAAAAGUUUUUCUCCGUCCCAGACAAACCGGUUAAGAUUAAGUUUGUCGACCGUUGUUGA